Messenger RNA from Diaporthe amygdali, 1410 nucleotides. RefSeq names its product f-box domain-containing protein. The transcript is spliced from 2 exons. Bases 1 to 1410 code for a protein of 469 amino acids. The record is from RefSeq and is a predicted model, not a curated record. NCBI's taxonomy places the organism in Eukaryota, Fungi, Ascomycota, Sordariomycetes, Diaporthales, Diaporthaceae.
AUGUCGUCACAAGAAUCUUCCGCCGCCACGGGAAAACCUGGCCAAAAGUUGCUUAACCUUGCACCUGAAGUUGUCGAACAUGUCAUCAAGCAAGUGAGCAAAAAGAGAGACCUCUCAAACGUCCGGUUGGCAUGCAAGGAAUUGGACAAGCAUGCCGCAAAGGAGCUCUUCAAGGAUGUGUUUGUCUCUCCAUCGGAAGAGCACGUCAGCACUUGGAACAGUAUUAGCCAGGAUGAAAAGGUUCGGCAGAUUCCUCGGCAUGCGAUUAUUCACACACAUUCGGAUACCGAGGACAGCCACGCUGGAUCGGAGAGGGAGGACGAGGAGGUUGGCGAUGAUUUCGAGGAGUCCCUGACUGCACUGGCAAAGUUUCCCAACCUCGACUCGGUGGAGAUCCGCUUCACCCCAGAAUGCUUGGGUGAUCGUGAAACGAGCUGGUAUGAAGACGUCGUUGAGGACGUUUCGCGACGGAAAAACAUGCUCGAACUGAUUUUCCAAGCCAUCAAGGACAGGGCAGCAGACGAGGGGAAUAGGACGAUUCGCAAGCUCACGAUCAUCAACCUCCAGAAUUGCCCAAUCCCGGACUUCACCUCUUCUGACCUCUUUCGUGAUGUCAUGGGCCAGCUAGAGGAAUUGCAUAUCUCGAUCACCCAAGAAUACAAUGAACAUGGGCCAGACCACGAUUAUACUCGGGUUGAACUGCAGACCUUUCCGGCCCAUUUAAUCUCGGAAUGGCUUCAGCCUAUCUCGGAGAAUCUAAAGGCUCUGUCCAUCUACCAUAGGACGGACAAUUGGGGUCCUUUUCCGGGCUAUUUUGACCCCAGCGGUCUCUCAUUCCCGAAGCUGGAGACACUGGCCCUUGGGUAUUACACGCUUGCGCACGACAAUGAUAUCGACUGGAUUCUCGCCAUUAAAUCACUAAAAAAGCUGAUCCUGCACAACUGUAUGAUCGCCUCAUGGAUACGCGUCGACUCGGAGAACAUGGAGGAGUGGAAAGUCCGGACGCAUGACUGGGCCGCGCUGCCGCCAAGUUACGAGGGCAGCGAAGACGGCGAGUUUGCAUACGGUGGAAAGUGGAGCCAGAGUCUCGACCGCAUCGCCGGAAGCUUGCCGAACCUGGUCGACUUUCGGUUCGACCAGGGCCGUACCUAUGAUUAUCGGGACCAGGCGACUAAGUACGGCCUUAAACACCGCCACAACUGUGGUGUCAGGAUUUUCCCCCGAAGAUAUAUUUGCUUCGACAACGGCAUCUUGCCGACUCACUGGCCAGAAGCAGAUGACGACGGAACUCUGCAUUCUUGGAUCGACGAGGGGUUCCCUACUAACGUCCACAAGGAGAAUCUAGAGGAAGACCAAAAAAGCUUGGACAGGCUGUUGGAAGUGUGCCGGCUUACGAGGUCGAGGGCCUAG